This is a messenger RNA of Spodoptera exigua (beet armyworm), 3306 nucleotides long. The record is from the annotation of a GenBank genome assembly. NCBI's taxonomy places the organism in Eukaryota, Metazoa, Arthropoda, Insecta, Lepidoptera, Noctuidae.
UAAAGUUCUAUUUACGGUACAUUGUUGCUCUCUUUCUCGCAUACAUGAUUUUACAAAAGAAAGAGUGAAAUAGAGAAUGCUCCAUUUUGAUUGUAACGAAUACUAACGAAUUGUGGUUAUAUGACUUGAAAAGUUUUUAUUUAUUUUUACUAAAUUAUUGUGCAAUUUAAAGGUUUAUAGGCCAUGUUUCGAUUUAUAUAUUCAUCCUAAUUUUAAUUCUCAAUUUUAUUUUCGUAAAAUAUUAAGACAAGACGGACAAAUGGAGAAAAAUAAGGAGUCAAGCUUAAAUGGAGAAAAAGUAACAAAAUCCUACCUGCAGUUCCAGAUUGACAGAUUGAAACUCCUACAAGCAAAGCUGUCCACAGAGGCUGAAGAAGAUUAUGUUAUUGUUAAAGAAGAACGUAGCGGCUAUGAUUCAGAGACGAGCGAAUAUUCAGAGGAUUCGGCAGCGGCCUACGAGGAUGUCCAGGCUGCAACCAAAAGCUCUGGGCCGCGGAAGAAUAUUAAUAGGGGGAGGUGGACAAAGGAGGAGGACAAGAAGCUAAAAGCAUGCGUGAAUAUAUAUAAUGAAAACUGGGACCUGAUAUCGGCGCAGUUCGCCGAUAGGUCUGACGUCCAGUGCCAACAGCGGUGGACAAAAGUCGUCAACCCUGAACUAGUCAAAGGCCCUUGGACGAAAGAGGAAGAUGAGAAGGUGAUGGAACUUGUCGCCAAAUACGGACCUAAGAAAUGGACGCUCAUCGCGCGCCAUCUAAAAGGAAGGAUAGGAAAACAAUGCAGAGAACGAUGGCACAACCACCUAAAUCCGUCUAUAAAGAAGACAGCGUGGACGGAGCACGAAGACCGAGUCAUAUACCAAGCACACAAACAGUUAGGAAACCAAUGGGCUAAGAUUGCUAAACUAUUGCCCGGCAGGACCGACAACGCAAUAAAGAACCAUUGGAACUCGACAAUGAGAAGGAAAUAUGAGCCAGAUCUGUUGGACAGUUUCGAGACGCUCCGUCGGAAAAAUCCGCGGGUAAAGCCGCGAGAACUAGUUGAAUCUAAUAUAAUGCAAGAAAAGGUGCAAGUCGCGUAUAACGAUCAAUCCUGGUCGGAUCCCUUCAACGAAUCAGCUCAAAGUAACUCGUCGAACACUAGCCAGCCUCCUUCGAAACACGUUUUACAUUUCCGUCAGUUGUUGAAAGAUCAGCUGAACAAUUUGCAACAUCAAGUCAUACCGAAGUCGCCUGACAGAGGAGGCUUGGUCGCUGCAGACGAAAUGGAAAUCGUUGAUACACCUUUCAAAUUCGUGAACAUAGAAACGCUACCAACAGACUCACCUCUAAGAAACUAUUUGUCGUCAGCCUCAACAGGCACUGAGAGCAACCAAGAUACUGUAACAUACUCUAUACAAGCAGAAGCGAGCAAAGAAAUAGAGGUUCCCUCAGCAAUGUACACGUCGCCUCGAAAGAAGGCGGUCGAGACGAGCACCCCUCCUCCAAUUCUAAGGCGGAAAACCAAAAAAAUACCCGCGACAUCAUCCAACAACGCUAAUGCAUGGACGGAGUCGUUAUCCAAAGCGCUCGAGUACCGCGAGUCUGGCGUGACCCCCAUAAAGGCGUUACCGUUCAGUCCGUCACAGUUCCUAAACUCGCCGGCUGGAAUAUCAUUCUCCGCUAUCGAUGCUAAUUCUACGCCUCUACGACAUGCUGCCAAGGAAUGGAGUGCGAGUCCUCUACUGCAAACCCCUACGCCAGUCAACCACGUUACACCCGGCGGACCCAACCCCGUCAAGAGUAACACUCCCAAAACUCCAACGCCCUUCAAAAUCGCGAUGGCGGAGUUGGGCAAGAAAUCUGGCUUGAAAUAUGAACCUUCCAGUCCUGGUUUGCUAGUCGAAGAUAUAACUAUGAUGAUGAAGCGAGAGAAUUCUGACAGUACUGUACAGUUGAACGAUUCAUUACUCUCAACUGCGGCCGAUCAGGAAAAUGGAAAUGUACAGAUAAACGACUCAGGCAUAGGCAGUUUGAAGCGAGGCAGCGAGGCGGGCAAGGAGAAUGUGCCCGGGCAUAAGAAGGCUCGCAAGGCGCUCGCCCCCGCCUGGGCCGCGCUCACUAGUACCCCGCAUGCCAGGGAACAUACACCCACGCUUGUACCCGACGUCUCGUAUAUUGAGACCCCUAGCAAAACCUUAGCGGGAGACAGCUCAGUAAUGUUCUCACCACCAUCCAUCGUGAAGCAUUCCCUUCUAGAAGAAUCCACAAGCCUACACUCCCUUAUAAGCGCUGAAAACACACCGGACACAAGCAAAUACGAAGACAUAGACAUAGAAGCCGUCAUCACUGAGAAAACUAAGAUUGCGAGAGGUAACGAGCCUAUUGUAGUGAAGAAAUCCGCUGUCCGCUCGAUCAAAUUCGACCGACUUGAAGAACCUGUAGAAGUCAAGGAGGAAAAGAACCAGUCUCCUUUCAUUGUGGGCACAUACAAAUGGCAGACUUUUGCAUGCGGUAUGACAAAGGACCAAUUGGACCUCACACAGUUGGCCCACCAAUACAUGAGGAAAACUGCAUUAAAACCUCGUUCGCUAAACUUCUUAUGAGGAUAGUUAUUUUGUGAUUAUUUUUGAAUUUGUGUCCUUGGGCCUUAGAAAAUUUAUGGACUUAUUAUGCUACUGGGAUAGAUUUUAAGCCGGAAAGUUUCUUACAGGCCUGGAGAAUUUAUGGUCUGGGCCGGUUCUCUAUGGCUUUAGACAAAAAAUGGACUUAUCCUGUACUGGGACAGUUUGGACUGGAAUUGUAAACUUUCAAAUUGUAGUGUUGUGUGAUUUUGUGUUUCAAUCUACUGCAUAUUAUUAUGGUCUGAAAUUAUGUUUCGUUUUUUCAUUGAUUUUCAAGUAUUUUCUGAAAAGAGUGUUAGAGAAAAAUCGACCAUAAUGAUGAUAUGUGACGGUUGAUUAUGUAGAUGAAUUACGCUUAUUAUUUUAGAUGUAUGUUUUUAAUUUAAGUAUACAUAUAUUAUGUAAUAUACUAUAUACAAGUAUGAUAGGAACAGUGUGAUUUUAGUAUAAGAACUUAUUUGUAAGUUAUAUACGUAUAAAAAUGAUUAUGUUAAGGAGAAAUAUAGUGUUAUUGUAGCUUUUGGAUGUUUUGUAUUUUAUGUAGGCAUAUGUUUUUUAAGAAUAAUGUUAUAAUGUCGGUCUUGUAUUUAGUUUGUUAUUAAUUUUAUGUGUGAAGGAUUCUAAUUAUGAUUUUAUAGAUUUGCAGAGUUAUUUAAGGGUUUAUUUAUAAUAAAGUUUUGGUGUCAGUAUGUGAAGAUUUUUUAAAC